AGUGGGCUCAUAUGUUACUAUGCUGGUUCCGGGGUGCCGCUACCGUCAGACUCAGUACGCUUUCUGUCGCCGAGAGAAGCGGAGGGAUGUUCGGCCUGCCAGUACCGGCUCACGGAAGGAACUGAAUUGUCCGGCACAUCAACAUUAUCCAGGAGCAAACUGUAACAAUGCAUGGCCUGUAAACCACCAAACAUGUCUCAAAGGAAGAGGCCAGGAGCCCACUGUGUGGUUCCUCCAGUCUCCAGCUCCUGUCCUUCAGCUCAUCCUACAGAAUCUAAUAAUUUGAAAGCAGUCCAUCCUCGGCAGCGGCCAACCCGCUACCCCAAGGAAUCACGUGCACCAAAGCCCCUUCCCCGUACCUGUAAGGCACAAUAUUCCUCUCACAAGUGUGAGGAUGAGGUUCCCAACAGCUGUCCAGAAGUGGAUGCGGAUGCUGAUGUUGAACUGAAGCGAUAUGGCAAUCAAGCAGAUGUAGAAAUAGAGGCCCAGAGACCUGCAACACCCUCAGCGCCUGACCAUAAGCAUGAGCAAGAUAACCACAGCCAGGCGGACUUUCAUGAUGGAGCUGACAGCCUGGAUGAUGACUCUUGCUCUGACUACAUUAACAAUACAUCAGAGGAUGAGGAAGACUAUGAUGACGGGCUGGCAGAGGAGGAUGAAGGUGUUACUUACUACAUCCGGUACUGUCCCGAGGAUGAGAGCUACAUGGAAGGUAUGGACUGCAGCAGCCAAGGAGACUGCAAACAUGGUCACGAGCGGGCCUGUAUUAUGCAGCCAAGUGAAGGUCACACCGAGUGCCAGGAGCCAGUUGAAGGGUGGACUGAAGAGGGCGAGGCAGAGGUGAGAGAGGAGGAGUGGGCUGAAGAUGAAGAAGAAGAAGAAGACGAAGAAAGUGCAACCAAGGAAGAGUGGAGAGAAGAGGAGGAAGGCAUGAGAGAGGCCUGGAGGGAAGGAGAUGAAGAAGGUGGCGAGGAAUGGCGCGAGGAGAACGCAGCCAGGCAAGAGCACUGGGCCGUUGGUAGUGAGAGGCACAGAGUGGAGGAGUGGGCUGAGGGUGAGGGGGAGGUACGCUGUGAGGUGGUGGAGCAAGAUCCAGACGAACAGAUAUACAAUGGACGACCAGAACCAAUCCUGGACCAUAACCAUCACAAUCUCCACCAGCAACAACCUGCCAUGCAGGACGCCUCACACACGUGUCCGCCUGAGGAGGAUGACGAGGACGAUGCAGAAAGCGAGGAGUAUUGCCCAAAUGAGGAAGGAGAUGAGGAAGGAGAUGAACAUGAGACACAUGAACGGGCCUAUAGUGGAGACUACUAUGCCCCAGAGGACAAUGGCAACUCUAUGCACGUCUCUCCCUUCCGAGGCCGGAAGGUGUUAGUGGUUGAGAGGGAGACGGGCGAGGAAGCGGAGGAGGACAUUGACCAAAUAGUUGCUGAGAUCAAGAUGAGUAUGAGCAUGGGGAGCCUGAGUAGUGGCACUGAUCAAAGUCCAGAAGAACUGGCGCAGGACCCACCCACAGGUGACUACAUUCACGCCAAGCCCAACACAACCACCUACCCGCUAGCUCACCAUCGCCAUGACAGCCGACCCAAGUCCCUCAACCUGCCUUCUGUGCAUCAUAACAACCCAGACCUCCAGAGGGGCCUCAAGAUCCAACCACAUUCCCCAGAAGAUCAACAGAGAUGGCAACAGGAGCAGGUGAACAAUGGUGCUGAGGAGCCCAGAAAACAGCAGCGCUCUGACCUGAAUGUUCCCCUGGAGAACAACAACGUACCAGAUACGACCAAAAAAGUUGCGUCGUUCCCCAGCUUUGUUGACGUCCCAGGACCCUGCGAGCCAGAAGAUCUGAUUGAUGGAAUCAUCUUUGCUGCUAACUACCUGGGCUCCACUCAGCUGCUAUCUGAAAGGAACCCUUCCAAAAACAUCCGCAUGAUGCAAGCUCAGGAGGCAGUAAGCAGGGUUAAGAGGGUACAGAAGGCUGCCAAAAUCAAGAAAAAAGCGAGCCAAGAUGGAGACGCUCAAACCCUCACUGAAGUUGAUUUAUUCAUCUCCACUCAAAGGAUCAAGGUCCUCAAUGCAGACUCACAAGAAACAAUGAUGGACAACGCAUUGCGCACCAUUUCCUACAUCGCUGAUAUUGGAAACAUUGUGGUACUAAUGGCGAGACGUCGAAUGUCGCGUACAGCUUCUCAAGAUUGCAUCGAAACCACACCCGGGGCACCUGAGACAAAAAAGCAGUACAAAAUGAUAUGCCACGUCUUUGAGUCUGAGGAUGCUCAGCUCAUCGCCCAGUCCAUCGGCCAGGCUUUCAGUGUUGCUUAUCAGGAAUUCUUGAGAGCAAAUGGAAUCAACCCAGAGGACCUUAGUCAAAAGGAGUACAGUGACAUCAUCAACACACAGGAGAUGUACAAUGAUGAUCUCAUUCACUUUUCCAAUUCUGAAAACUGCAAAGAGCUGCAGCUGGAGAAGAGCAAAGGUGAGAUCCUCGGUGUGGUGAUUGUGGAGUCCGGCUGGGGCUCCAUCCUGCCUACUGUCAUUUUAGCCAACAUGAUGAACGGCGGUCCUGCGGCACGCUCGGGCAAGCUCAGCAUCGGAGACCAGAUCAUGUCCAUCAACAACACCAGCCUGGUUGGGCUGCCACUCGCUACCUGUCAGGGAAUCAUCAAGGGCUUAAAGAAUCAGGUUCAGGUGAAAAUGAACAUAGUCAGCUGCCCUCCUGUUACCACUGUCCUCAUCAAGAGACCUGACCUCAAGUACCAGCUGGGAUUCAGUGUGCAGAAUGGAAUUAUUUGCAGUCUAAUGCGGGGAGGCAUCGCAGAGCGAGGAGGGGUCCGGGUGGGCCACAGGAUCAUUGAGAUCAAUGGGCAGAGUGUUGUGGCCACAGCGCAUGAGAAGAUUGUCCAGGCACUCUCAAACUCUGUUGGAGAGAUUCACAUGAAGACUAUGCCUGCAGCCAUGUUCCGACUCCUCACAGGCCAGGAGACGCCGAUGUACUUAUAAAGUGAUGAACAGACUGCUUGUCUAUAAAAUCAUGGACAAAAUCAAAUAUUGAUUAUUUUUUCCCAUCUUGUCUUCAUUGUAUGACACUUGCAACAGCCAUUUUGUUUUUUCGAUUCCCAUCUGAAGAGAUUGUGUGAAUGUUUUUUUUUUUCUCCAUUUAUUGGUCUUGUCUGUAAUCUUGUUUCCCUUCAAUGAGAUGAAAAUACUUAUUGGUACUGAGUGAAGGCCUCACGUUGGUUUUAUAUUCUUACACAGGAUGCAAUAUGUUCAACUGUUCCUAAUGAUUAUGUAAAUGUUUUUCAUUGAUUUUUUAUAAACAGUCUAUGCAAAAGGUACUCAUAAAAAAAAAAAAAAAAAAAGGAAUCUACUGUUAGAGUCGUUACCAGAGCUCUGAGGAACUGUGAUGUCAUUUUCAAUGGUCAGCAGUGGCAAAAUGGCCACCUCCUGAGAUGGAUAACAAAAACAGUGGAUUAUGUCACCUAAUGAGUUUUUCACGAACGGAAUAUUAAUCAUAAUACUGUCGUUACACUAGUGAGGCUUUUUUGUUUACUUCCCUUUUAAGGAAAAGAUCUGAGGGCACAAUGAAGUAGGAAAAGAUCUACAUGGUUGAAAGGCACAUCCAAACAGCAGAUCUCAUCGGAGAGGCUCUUCUGACAUCUGGAAAGAAAUUCAAGCAGAAGCUUUCCAAAAACUCACGUUAGUUUGGAGGAGCCCAAUAAAUUGAAGAAUUGCCAAGCUGCCAUCAAAUAAGUGGUCUUGUGAUUAAAUGUACCUUGACCUGUUAAGAUGUUUUAGGUUGAAAAAUCUUUUGAUUUCAGCAAACACUAAUACUCCAACAGUUGAUGAGUUGAAAAUGAAGCUGCGUUCCAUUUGCAUAGACCAUUGAUAAAAAUCAGAAAAACAUGUAUACAUCUUGUAUAGAUUUCAUUUCCAGCUUGUUAUUUAUUGCCCAGAUUAAUGCUCUGUUAAAAGUGUGACAGCAAAUGUGUGAGGAGUUUUAAUGUAAAUAGUUUUGGGAGACACAAGACAAGUAUGGCAAGAACACCAGAUGAUUGUCAGGUCAGUUUAAGCAGAGAUGUUUGUGUUGGAAAUAAUUUUCAUUUAAAUAUGUUAUGUUAAUAUAAUAUACAUGUGAAUGAAACUACCCAGGGUGAAAUUCCAUAUAGUGUAUUUGGUUGAACAGUAUGGCAAUACAGUUCACACUCAAAGCUGAAGACUUUUCUAUAGCUCAUGUAGAAACACAUACAUUUAAAUAACAAUAACAAAACCAGCAAGAUCCAUCAAUUAUGCUUUUGAUAUUAGUUACUGGUAUGGAAAAAAUGGUUUCUUCUGUCUGCAUCCUGUCGAGUGUGUUGAUCUUUGGUGUUCCUGACUGAAACUCAUGUAAACGAUGAGUGGAUUGUGAAUGUAAUGUGUUGUGUGAGCUGCCCCAUUGCCAUACCAAGUAUUAGAAUGUCUGUACAUAAAAAGAAACGUGUCUAGUAUUGUGCUUAUCAUCUAAAGAGAAAACAGUGAAACGCCACGGUUUAAUCACUGCAAACAUCAUCCCCCACUUGAACGUUGGCUUUGGAUCCUGGGAGUGAAAGACCAAACUGAAUGACACUGUGACAGUAAAAGCCUUACAACAGAGUAACGCUUUUAACAUUGCACUGUAUUCCGUUCAACCACAUGAACAUUAUUGCUGUGCAUGCCUCGUAAUGUAUGUAGUAUCAUGUCAUUGUGGCAGGAUAAUAAAAUCAGCUAAACUUGG
Messenger RNA from Syngnathus acus (greater pipefish), 4750 nucleotides. RefSeq names its product amyloid beta (A4) precursor protein-binding, family A, member 2b (gene apba2b). Gene Ontology annotation, molecular function: protein binding; amyloid-beta binding. The transcript is spliced from 14 exons. NCBI's taxonomy places the organism in Eukaryota, Metazoa, Chordata, Actinopteri, Syngnathiformes, Syngnathidae. The record is from RefSeq and is a predicted model, not a curated record. Gene Ontology annotation, biological process: chemical synaptic transmission. The coding region runs from base 172 to 3000 and encodes 942 amino acids. Gene Ontology annotation, cellular component: cytoplasm; dendritic spine; plasma membrane.